Messenger RNA from Contarinia nasturtii (swede midge), 912 nucleotides. RefSeq lists its product as uncharacterized. Lineage: Eukaryota; Metazoa; Arthropoda; Insecta; Diptera; Cecidomyiidae. The record is from RefSeq and is a predicted model, not a curated record. The coding region runs from base 1 to 912 and encodes 303 amino acids. The transcript has 3 exons.
AUGUACGGAGGCUUAAUGGAUGUACUGAACGAUGUAAUUCGGGACGCUUUGUUCGAGGUUGUGGGCGAUUUGUUGAGAACCGACAAUUUUCGAGUUCGCAUUGAGCCUGGAUCAAAAAAUGGGAAUCGUAAUCCAAAAAUGAUGUAUUUUUAUCGGGUUCUACCGUAUUUCCGUGAGUUUCAAGUGUCACGAAACAUAAUCGUUAGCACCGAUGGAUUUUUCGAAUACACUCAGUGCUAUAAAUCACUUGAUGACGCGCCAUUCGAGUGUUUGUUUCUUCAAGAUGUGUCGGAAAAAGGUUACGAAAUGAUAAACAAAGACGAUUUGACUGUUGAACAUGUUCUUUUGGUGAUAAAAGCACUUGGCGAAUUCCACGCAGUUUCGCUUGCAUUGAAAGAUCAACAACCCGAUAAAUUUCGGCACAUUGUCAACGGACUGCGUGAGCAACAUUUCAAAAAUGGUUAUAAUCCAGACUUGGAAUUAUUUUGUAAUAAUGGUGCCAUGACCAUAGUCAAUGCCAUCACUGAUGAUAGUGACGUUCACCUUUUGGAAGCGUUGCUUAAGUUGUACGAACAAAAUCAGUUUGACACUCUGUUGAAUUGUGUUGACGGAAAUGAGGCUGAACCAUAUUCAGUGAUAAUACAUGGUGAUAUUUGGUCAAACAAUGCGAUGUUCAAGUUAAACAACAAAAAACAACCCCGGAAAACAUGUCUUAUCGAUUGUCACGUAAAAUUUUUUCCAUACAGUGCAUUACAAGAUCAGCUGCGAAAGUUUGGAAAAUUUGGCUUGGCAAAUGCUUCAAUCUUAUUGCCUAUCAUGGCAAUGGAGGUUGAUUUAUCUACAAAUGGGCCAAACAAUGGUAGAAAACGAAAAAACAGAGAAACAUGCCACCAAAUUAUCCGACGCAUUUAA